Messenger RNA from Malaclemys terrapin pileata, 4344 nucleotides. It is a transcript of the gene SHISA2, whose product is annotated as shisa family member 2. NCBI's taxonomy places the organism in Eukaryota, Metazoa, Chordata, Testudines, Emydidae. Gene Ontology annotation, cellular component: endoplasmic reticulum. Gene Ontology annotation, biological process: negative regulation of Wnt signaling pathway; negative regulation of fibroblast growth factor receptor signaling pathway. The record is from RefSeq and is a predicted model, not a curated record. The transcript has 2 exons. Bases 342 to 1199 code for a protein of 285 amino acids.
UAGCGAGGUGCUGUGUCCGCAACCCGCCCCCCCCUGCAUAGCGGGGUGCUGUGUCCCUGUCCUUAACCCCCCCGACAUAGCGGGGUGCUGUGUCCGCAACCCGCCGCCCCCCCCGGCAUAGCGGGGUGCUGUGUCCCUGUCCUUAACCCCCCCCCCCCGACAUAGCGAGGUGCUGUGUCCACAACCAGCUCCCCCACACCCACACACCCGGGACAGCUGGGUGCUGUCUCCCCCCCCCCUUGCACAGGUGAGCAGAGGAGCCCCGUGCGUGCUGAGGACCCCCCCCCCCCCUUUUUCUGCCGGGCGCGCUGCUGCCCCGGACGCCGCCGGUGAGCGGUGCCAUGUGGAGCGGGCGCUGCUGGCUGCUGCUGGCGGCGCUGGGCUGGCUGCUGCCGGCGGGGGCCGGGGCCAGCGGCGAGUACUGCCACGGCUGGCUGGACGCGCAGGGCGCCUGGCGGGACGGGUUCCAGUGCCCCGAGCGCUUUGACGGCGGGGACGCCACCAUCUGCUGCGGCAGCUGCGCCCUGCGCUACUGCUGCUCCAGCGCCGAGGCCAGGCUGGACCAGGGCGUGUGCGACAACGACCGGCAGCAGGGGGCAGACGAGCAAGGCCGGCCGGACAAAGACGGCCAGGAUGGCGCAGCAGUGCCCAUUUAUGUGCCAUUCCUUAUAGUUGGAUCUGUUUUUGUUGCCUUUAUCAUCUUGGGGUCUCUAGUAGCAGCUUGUUGCUGCAGAUGCCUGCGACCCAAGCAAGAGCCACAGCAAAGCCGAGCACCUGGAGGUAAUCGGCUGAUGGAGACUAUUCCCAUGAUUCCAAGUGCCAGUACCUCCCGUGGUUCCUCUUCUCGUCAAUCAAGUACUGCUGCCAGCUCCAGUUCCAGUGCCAAUUCAGGUGCCAGAGCCCCCCCUACUAGGUCACAGACCAACUGCUGUUUGCCAGAAGGGACCAUGAAUAAUGUCUAUGUCAACAUGCCUACUAAUUUCUCAGUACUGAACUGCCAGCAGGCUACCCAGAUUGUGCCACAUCAAGGGCAGUACCUGCACCCACAGUAUGUAGGUUAUGCUGUUCAACAUGACUCUAUGCCUAUGACCCCGGUGCCACCUUUCCUGGAUGGUCUGCAAAGUGGAUACAGGCAGAUUCAGUCUCCCUAUCCCCAUGCCAAUAGUGAACAGAAGAUGUACCCAGCAGUGACUGUGUAACUAAAAAAAAAAAUCACAUAUUUUAGCACCUAAGCGGAGGAGAAAUACUUUUGGAAUGAAGCUUGUAGAACCUCAUUUGUAAAUAAUUUUGAAAGACUCAUGCAUGUCAGACAGUGUUUAUAACCCAUUUCUUUACAUUGGAUUCAGUUGCCCAAAACUGUGUAACGAUAUCUUUGAAUUACCAUUUCCAGAUAUGCUUCCAUUCCAGUCCAUGAUUAACAGUGGCAAUGGAUUAUGCUGAAGAUGCAUAUGCAUUUCAGAUAACUGUGUGUGAGAGAUAAAUUCCUGAGCCAUUAAGUGCCCUUCAGGUAUGGCACGGUCAAAGCAUUUGGCUACUUCAUAAAAAGAGUUUUGUUACACUGUACAAGAUCACAGUAUUUAAGAAACCUCUCUUCUCCUCCUCUCUCCCAACUCCUUUACAACAUUUCAUAUUGCUUUACAGACAAUCACAUUGUCACUGGAAGACUAAACCGUGCAAUUAUUGUAAGUUAGAAACCUGCUACCAAGUCCUAUGAUUUCUUACUCACCUUAGGUUCAAGGUGGAAUGAGGUGUUAUUCUUAGUUUUUCACAAGAUUAUUUUCUUUGUCCCUUAUAUUUAUGUAGGAAUUAGAAGUGUGUAAAACAUUCAGCUCUAACUUCCAGUGCACUUGGAAUCAUUCUCGAUUUGAGUUUGAUUCAUGUUCAGGAACCAAUAGGGGUUUGCACAGUCUUUGUUUAUCUCAGUGAACUGUAAUAAAAAACAGAUAUGAAGUUCUUGCUUUGAUCAAAAUCUUUGAUACUGCCGUUGUCCUGUGCAUUUCAAGUUUGAACUGUGCUUGCAGAGAAAGGUCAUGUAGUAUCUUCAAAUAGGGCUACUAAUCCCACUUCCUGUGAAACAUAAACCUGUGUGAAUGUGCACAAACAUGUCAAACCAAGAUCUUACCCAUGGGUUUGUAAUGCAAUUCAACCAUGGGAAAAUGGGAUUCAUUCUAACCCAAACCUUUCUGAACUCCAGGGGCUGCUGACCCGUUCUGAUGCUAAAAUAUUGCCAAUCCAAAUUGAAUUUGGAAUGAUUUGCACAGCUAGACUAGGAGUCAGUUUCUGGAAGAACUAUUUUUUUGUUAUUUGCAUUGAAAAUGAACAAAAGAACAACCAAAACACUCAAGUCCUAAUAGCUUUUCAUUUUGUAUAAUUGCUUUAUAAAUGAAAUAUUUCUGCACAAUGUAGAAAUCUUUAAGCCUUCAAGCAGAUGGCAUGUUGCAGAGGGUGACUUUGCACUAAAACCUUUGAUUCCAUUUGUGAUAAAAUAGCUAAUCUCCUGAAUUUAAAGAAGCAACCAAUAUACAGUAAAAGCUGUGUUAUCCGGCCCUGUACCAACCGGAAAGCUCUAUAAACCAGCAUUUCUAAUCUUCAUAGAAAGUCCAGUUUAUAGUCUGGUUGGCAUGGCGCUGGCAGGUUCCCUACCUGGCUCCGUAUGGCUCCCCGAAAGUGGCAACCUGUCCCUGCUGCUCUUAGGGGGAGGCGUGGCUAGACAACUUUGCGUGCUGCCUCCGCCCGCAGAGCCCCCCCUGCUCCCUCCAGCUCCCAUUGGCUGCGGUUCCUGGCCAAUGGGAGCUGCAGUGCCAGUGCUUGGGACAGGGCAGGGGCAGCGUACAGAGCCACCUAGCUGCGCCUCCACCUAGGAGCAGCAGGGACAGGUUGCUGCUGGUGGGGAGCUGCCCGAGGUGAGCGCCCCCUGGAUCUGGCACCCUGCACCCUCCUGUGUCCCAACCUCCUGCCCCGAGCCCCUUCCCACACCCAAACUCCCUCCCAGGGCCCACUCCCCCUCCCGUGCUCCAACCUUCAGCCCUGCACCCAAACUCUCCCUCUUAGUUAACCAGAAUUUUUCACUUACCGGCACCCCCCACACCACCAACAUGCUGGAUGAAAAAGCUUUUACUGUACAAGGAAUAAUCUGUUUGUGUUAAUUGUAACAUGCAUUUCAUACUUCUUUAAAACAAAACCCACAAUGUCUUUAAGGCUGCUUUCAUCGUUUUUAAAUUAAUCUGCAUUUCAAUCAAUUUGUUCUUUAUGUUUGGAAUGACAGUAUAGUAUUGAGGGCAUACUGAAAACAUUAAAUUGCUUUAACCAGACUAGAACUAAUAAAAUAUUUUCUUAUUGUCUGAUACUGAUUCCUUAUGUUGCAAUGAAUCUGAUACUAACAAUUUUGUUACAUGGACUGUAUGUCAGAUCUAAUGGUUUAUUUGUAAACAUGCAACACAAAAAAGCAAAAGGAAGAGAUGUUCUUUACCACUGAAAUAAGAAAAGGAGUAGGUAUUUUACAUCAGGUCUGCUACUGUUGGCUGAUACCAUAACAAUAGUACAGCAUAUAUAACUUUUAAGAAAGAGGCAUCCUUUGAGCCACUUUAUUUCUUUUGACUAGAAAAGACUGGGGCUGAUCUUGAGAAGUGCUGGGUACCUCCUACAAAGCAUUGAAGCCCAAAUUUUUAAAGGUAUUUAGACAUUGCUCUGCUCAGCAUUUUAAGUCUUAAGACUAUUAGGCACCUAGUGGGAUUUUCAAAAGCACCUAAGCACCCAACUCCUAUGGGAAGUAGGCAUCUAAAUAACUUUGAGGAACUAGGCCUUUCAGUGCUGUACAGAGCAACGCCUAAAUACUUUUAGAUCUAGGCCUAAAUGCCCUCAACUUUUGUUGGCUUCAGGAGGAAUUAAAGGUGCUCAGCAUCUCACAGGAUCAUGUCCAUUGUUUCUUUUCUGGAAGACAGUUUCCCAGAGCCUGAUGUUAGCUUUUUCAACUGUGAAUAAGUUAGCUCUCUAUUUCUCUCUCUCCCAGAAUGCACUGCAUUCAUUGCACAUGCCCUGUUAAGGACACCUGCUCUGAUUUAUGAAAUUCAGGUGAAUCACUUUGUAAAUUGUUUACUUGUUUAAAACUUUUAAGUUAAAUUUAAGUAUGUAGAAAUUAAUUUACAACUGUUGGGAAAAAAACAAACCCUGAGCUGUAAUAAAAGGAAGUUUGUGAGAUGUGGUGUUUUAUAUCUUGUGUAUAAUAAUGUAAAAUCAAUGUUAACAUUUGGUAAAGUUUUUAAAUCUGUUACAGGGCACUUGACAUAAAGUGUUUCUUACAAGUGAAGAAAAAACCCUUUGUUUAAUAAAUAUUUUAUGCUGUGA